AUGGGGAAGAUGAACAGAGGAAACCUGACCAGUGUAUCAGAGUUCCUCCUAUUGGGCCUCUCCAGGUGGCCUGAGCACCAACAACUCCUCUUUCCAUUGUUCUUGGGGAUGUACUUGAUCACAGUAACUGGGAAUCUAUUAAUCAUCCUAGCCAUAUGUUCCAAUGUUAACCUUCAUAGCCCCAUGUACUUUUUCCUCAUCAAUCUCUCCUUCACCGACAUCUGUUUUAUCUCUACCACAGUCCCCAAGAUGUUAAUGAACCUUUAUACCCAGGAUUAUACCAUCUCCUAUGUGAAGUGCCUGAUUCAAAUGUACUUUUUCACCUUGUUUGUUGGACUAGAUGACUUCCUCUUGGGUAUGAUGGCUUAUGACCGAUACAUAGCCAUCUGCUGCCCACUUCAUUAUUCAAUGGUAAUGAGCCCCAGAAUCUGCAUACUAUUUGUGUCUGGGUCCUGGAUCAUCACUAACAGCUGUUCCUUGUUACAUACUCUUCUAGUAAAUCAGUUGUCUUUUUGUGAAGAGAAUAUAAUCCCCCACUUCUUCUGUGACCUUUCAGCCCUGCUCAAGCUCUCUUGCUCUGAUACUUACAUCAAUGACCUAGAGAUUAUAAUCGUGGGAGGAUUUUUGGUUGGUGCCCCAUUUGUUCUAAUCAUGGUGUCCUAUAUUCACAUUAUUUUGGCCAUUCUGAAGAUCCCAUCUACUGGAGGCAAGUAUAAAGCUUUUUCUACCUGUGGUUCUCACCUCUGUAGUGUGUCCAUCUUCUAUGGAACCCUCAUGGGGGUGUAUUUUCUUCCCUCCUCCACUCAUCUAGACAAUUUAGACAUGCUAGCUGCCAUCUUCUAUACCAUACUGACUCCCAUGCUCAACCCCUUCAUCUAUAGUCUGAGGAACCAGGACAUGCAGAAUUCUCUGAGACUUUUUCUCAACAAGAGAAUAUUCUCCUUCAGGUGA
Molecule: messenger RNA, 951 nt
Organism: Sarcophilus harrisii (Tasmanian devil)
Lineage: Eukaryota; Metazoa; Chordata; Mammalia; Dasyuromorphia; Dasyuridae
Product: olfactory receptor 1361-like
Exons: 2
Coding region: 1-951 (316 amino acids)
Biological process (GO): G protein-coupled receptor signaling pathway
Cellular component (GO): membrane
Molecular function (GO): olfactory receptor activity; G protein-coupled receptor activity
Source: RefSeq, a predicted model, not a curated record